AUGAAGCAGAAGAGGACUAUACUGCUCCAUAUUAUUUUGGAUACUACGAUGGCACAGGAGAAAAUUUUAGCCCUCACGGACCAAGUAGUGGUGUCUCUUAAUGCAAUUUCAGAUGCAAUUAAGGUGUUAAGAAAGGAAGGGGCGGAGAAGUUCAAUCCUAUAAUUAUCACUCAAGCUUUACCAGACAGUCUGCUGUCGGUGGAAUCUUCAUCUAUGGAUGUUGUUGUAUAUAUUGGUAACUCAUUUGAGCUUCCCAAUGAUCAAUUGCUUGUCAACAUCUCAAGAGUGUUGAAGCCCGGUGGAACUGUCCUUCAUUGGACUUCUCAAUCUGCUACUGGGAAAGUGACAGACUCUUCUCUCAAGGGCAAGUUCCUUCUGGCUGGUUUUCUGGAUGUACAAUCUGCUGAAAAUGGCCAGUCCUUUGGGAUUAUAGGCAAGAAACCUUCGUGGAAGAUUGGUUCAUCCUUCUCAAUUAAGAAAACCUCACAGUCUCUACCCAAAGUGCAGAUUGAUGAUGAUAUGGAUCUGAUUGAUGAAGAUAGUCUCCUAACUGAGGAGGAUUUGAAGAAACCCCAGCCACUACCUGGUGAUUGUGAAGUUGGAAGCACGAGGAAAGCCUGCAAAAAUUGCACUUGUGGGCGUGCUGAAGAAGAGGAGAAAGUGCAGAAGCUUGGAGUUACCAUGGAUCAGCUGGAUAAUCCUCAAUCUGCUUGUGGAAAUUGUGGUCUAGGUGAUGCUUUUCGGUGCAGUACAUGUCCUUACAAGGGUCUUCCAGCAUUUAAAUUAGGCGAGAAGGUGACUUUGUCUGGGAACUUCCUUGCAGCUGACAUUUGA
Messenger RNA from Fraxinus pennsylvanica, 834 nucleotides. The record is from the annotation of a GenBank genome assembly. NCBI's taxonomy places the organism in Eukaryota, Viridiplantae, Streptophyta, Magnoliopsida, Lamiales, Oleaceae.